Triticum turgidum subsp. durum (durum wheat) is the source of this 270-nucleotide messenger RNA. Lineage: Eukaryota; Viridiplantae; Streptophyta; Magnoliopsida; Poales; Poaceae. The record is from the annotation of a GenBank genome assembly.
AUGUCUUCUGUGUCAGGGAGCUCAUCCCGCGGCGGCGACGACGCGGCGUGGAGCGCCAAGGAGAACAAGCUGUUCGAGGAGGCACUCGCCUACCACGGCGAGGGCACGCCCGACCGCUGGCUCAAGGUGUCUCGUGCCAUGGGCGGGACCAAGACGGCGGACGAGGUGCGCCGCCACUACGAGAUCCUCCUGGACGACAUCAAGCUCAUCGAGUCCGGCAUGGUCUCGUUCCCCAAGUACAAGGACAACACCCAGGGGCCUUGGAACUGA